UUUCAAAAGUGUUUUUGCAUCUUUGGGAGAAGUUGACGCUAUUUAACAAACGGAAGGAAGCUCACAGGAAGAGUAAGGAGUAUUACUCCAACUUCUUAUGAAUCUCAGAGAGAAGAAAUAGAACGUUAAAUAUAAUCUUAGGGUUUUCAGAUUUUAUGGCUUCUCAUUCUCAUCUCGAAGAUGAGGAUGAUUUCGGCGGCGAGUAUCCCGGAACUCAUUCCAGACGUUCAGGGAACAAGAAGAGUUUCGGUGAUCUUGACGACGACGAAGAUGAUUUUUAUGGGUCCAAAAAGGGAAAUUCAAAAAUUGAGGAAACUGCACCUGGUGUGGCAACGGGAAUAAUUUUAUCCCUUCGCGAAAGUCUUCAAAACUGUAAGGAUACACUUGCAACGUGCCAGACGGAGCUUGAAGCAGCAAAAUCAGAGAUUCAAAAAUGGCAUUGUGCAUUUCAAAACCAGCCUGCUAUUCCAGUUGGAACAUCUCCAGAGCCUGGAUUAGUGGUUAGCUAUCUCCAUACCUUGAAAGCCUCUGAAGAGUUGUUGAAGGAACAGCUUGAGAAGGCAAAGAAAAAGGAAGCUGUGUUCAUUGUAACUUUUUCAAAACGUGAGCAGGAGAUAGCGGAAUUGAAGUAUGCAGUUCGUGAUCUGAGGGUACAGUUGAAGCCACCAUCAAUGCAGGCAAGGAGAUUGUUACUUGACCCAGCAAUACAUGAGGAGUUUACACGUUUAAAGAAUUUGGUCGAGGAGAAGGAGAAGAAAGUGAAAGAGUUGCAGGAUAAUGUUGCUGCUGUAAAUUUUACGCGACAAAGUAAGAUGGGGAAGAUGCUGAUGGCCAAAUGUAGGACCCUGCAGGAGGAGAAUGAGGACAUUGGAAUGAUGGGUUCUGAAGGAAAGAUCCAUGAGUUAGCAACGAAACUUGCUUUGCAGAAAUCCCAAAAUGCAGAACUCCGAAGCCAAUUUGAAGGAUUAUAUAAACAGAUGGAAGGAUUGACAAAUAACGUGGAUAAAUCCAAUGAAAUGGUGCUUAUUUUACAACAAAAACUAGAAGAGAAGGAUUCUGAACUUCGAAGACUGAGAGACAAAACUGUAACGGAAAGAACCAACAGCAGAGGAUAAUGUUGACUCUGCUGGUGAUAAGAAUACGAGCAAUGUCAAUUUGGGCUAAGCUGGAAAUUGAAAUUUGCACGUAGCAAUAGAAAUUGAUCGGUUUUGUUCUUCUCUGCAUGUUUUAUGUAUGUACAUUUGAAAUGUAGGGUAGAUUGUGCCCCAUGAACUUCUUUAUAUGCAUUUUUUUAGAA
Messenger RNA from Telopea speciosissima, 1297 nucleotides. RefSeq names its product FKBP12-interacting protein of 37 kDa-like. The record is from RefSeq and is a predicted model, not a curated record. Gene Ontology annotation, biological process: regulation of alternative mRNA splicing, via spliceosome. The transcript has 14 exons. The coding region runs from base 156 to 1115 and encodes 319 amino acids. NCBI's taxonomy places the organism in Eukaryota, Viridiplantae, Streptophyta, Magnoliopsida, Proteales, Proteaceae. Gene Ontology annotation, cellular component: nucleus.